AUGUUGGGAAAUGUUGGGAAAAUGUUGGAAAAGUUGGAAAAAGUUGGGGAGAAGAAGGAAAGGGGAGAGGAAGGAAGAAGGACAGAGAAGGAAGAAAAGGGAGGGGAAGGAGGGAAGAGGGAGGGAAGGAGGAGAAGGAGAGGAGGAGAAAGAGGGGAAGAAGAGGAGAGGAGAGGAGAGGAGAGGGAAGAAGGGGAAGGAAGGGAAGGGAGGGAGAGGGGAAGAGAGAAGGGAGAGAGAAAGGGGGAGGGGAGAGAGGAAAAAGGGGAGGAGGGAGGAGAAAGAAAGGGAAGGGAGAAGAGAGAGAAGGAGAAGAAAAGGGGGGGGAAGGAAGGGAAGAAAAGAGAGGGGGAAAAAAGGGAAGGGGAAGAAGAAAAAAGGGAAAAGGGAGAGAAAAAGAGAAGGAGAGAAAGGGGAGAAAAGAAAAGGGAGACGAAAAAGAGAGAGAAAAAAAGGGGAGGGGAGGAAAGGAAAGGAAAAGGGAAGGAGAGAAAGGGGAAGGGAAAAGGGGGGAAAAGGAGAGGAGAGGAGGAAAAAAGAAAGAGGAAGGAAAAGGGGGAGGAGAAGAGGGGAAGAAAGAAGGAGAGGAAAGGGGAAGAGGAGGAAGGGGGAGAGAAAGAAGGAAAAGGGGAGGAAGGAGAAGGAGAGGGGAAGAAAAAGGAAGGAGAGGAAAGGAGAAGGAAGGGAGAAGGAAGGAGGAAGGAAAGGAAAAGGGAGAAGAGGGAAGAGAGGAGGGGAAGAGGAAAGAAGGAAGGAAAAAAGGAGGGGGGGAAAGAAGAGAAAAGGAGAGAGGGAAAAGAAAGGAGGAAGAAAAGAGGGGGGAAGAAAAAAAGGAGAAGGAGAAAGGGAGCAGGGGAAGAAAAAGAAAGGAGAGGGGAGGGGAAAAAAAGGAGGGGGGAGGAGAAGAAAAAAGAAAGAGGAAAAAAGAGGGGAGGAGAAAAAAGAGAAAGGGGAGGAAAGAGAAGAGGGGAGGAGAAGAAAAAAAAAGGGGGGAGAAAAAAAAAGGGAGAGAAAAAAAGGGAGGAGGAAAAGGGGAGAAAAAAAAAGGGGAGAGAAGGAAGGGGAGGAGAGAAAGGGGGGGGAGAAAAAGAAGAGAGAGGAAGGGGAGGGGAAAGGGAAAAGGAGGGGGAAGGGGAAGGAAAGAGGAGGGAAAGGGGAAAAGGGAAGAGAAGGGAAAGGAAAGAGGAGGGAAGGGGAAAAGGGAAGGAGAGGGAAAGGGAGAAGAGGGAAGAGGAAAAAGGGAAGGGGAAAGAAAGGAAAGAGGAAGGGGGAAAAAGGAAAGGAAAGGGGAAGAGGAGAGAAAAGGGAAGAGGGGGGAAGGGGAGAAAAAAAAGGGGGAAAAAAAGGAGGGAAAGAAAGGGGGAAAAAGGGGGGAAGGAGGAGGAGGAAAAGGAAAGGAAAAGAAAAAAAGGGGGAGAAGAAGGGGGAGAAAAGCAGAGAAAAAGAGGGGGAAAGAGGAGGAGGAAAAAAAAGGGAAGAAAGAGAGGGAAAGAGAAGAGAAAAAAGAAGGGAGAGAAAAAGGAAAGAAAAAGGGGGGGGAGGAAAGAGGGGAAGAAAAAAGGGGAGAGAGAGAAAAGGAAAGGGAAAAGAAAGAGAGGGGAAAAAAAGAGGAAAAGGGAGGAAGAAAAAAAAGGGAAAAAAGAGGGAAAAAGGGAGAGGGAGGAGGAA
This is a messenger RNA of Dendronephthya gigantea, 1668 nucleotides long. Its product is annotated as spore wall protein 2-like. Lineage: Eukaryota; Metazoa; Cnidaria; Anthozoa; Malacalcyonacea; Nephtheidae. The record is from RefSeq and is a predicted model, not a curated record. The transcript is spliced from 3 exons. The annotation marks the transcript as partial.